Molecule: messenger RNA, 2764 nt
Organism: Gossypium arboreum
Lineage: Eukaryota; Viridiplantae; Streptophyta; Magnoliopsida; Malvales; Malvaceae
Exons: 9
Coding region: 341-2188 (615 amino acids)
Source: RefSeq, a predicted model, not a curated record
GAUUGCAAGCUACGUCAAAGCAAGUGAAAAAAAAAAACCACUUACCGCCAUUGUGUGCUUUACAAUCUGCACGAUGUCCCACUCACAUGUGAGACGGUUAGCCCAAUUCCUGAAAGCUCCAGUUCAUCUUCACCUCCACAGUUCUUUCCAUACUUCUCUUGAUUCUAUAUUUCAAAUAAUAAUACCUCAACACCAACCAGCCACUCUUUCUUUGAGUUUAAGCUUUGGUCUUCCCCCCAACCCCCCCUGCCUUCAUCAAAACCUGCUCACCCCUUUCUUGUUUGUAAUUAAUGUUUCGUAUCCACCCAUUGGUUGGUCGGGUUGAAAAUUGAAGGUAUUCAUGGCCAGUCAAGCAGACUUGUCUGUUAAUAACAUGUCCUUGGAGAUUAGGAAAAAGAAGCUCAGUGGACAGCAAAAGAAAGAGGCGCUUGAAAGAGAGGUCUCCAUGCUUCAGAAAAUGCUAAAUCAAGAAGAAAAGAUGCAUGAGAUUCUAACACGAGUACAUCAUCAAGAGGCCGGCUCUUCCAUCUCCAUCCCCAAUUUCCUCCCUCCAAAGACGAAGGAGCUGUUAGCAGAGCUGGCUAUGGUUGAGGGUGAGAUAGCUCGUUUAGAAAGCCAAAUAAGCCAACUUCAACUUGAUCUAAAACAGGAAAAGGAAGCUACCCAGGCAAAACAAUGGCAACCUGGGAGUCUAAUGUCUUACCUUCAAGACCAUCCAUCCACUACAUCUAACCCAAACCCCAUUAAGCAAGGUGGUCAGGAAAAGGUGGUUUUUGAGACAAAAGCUUUGCAUUUCAUUAGCAAAGCUAUUAAAGGGGAUUACACUCUUAGCGACUUCAGUCUGAACGAGAGAAUGGACUCAAGAUUACUUUCUGAGCAGAAAGAAAACCAGUUCCAGGGAGAGGUUAAAUUUCAAGAGAGGGUUCCUAGGAAAAGCAGUUUGUUGAAGGCAGCUUCGCCUUUACGAGACCCUCGGCAUCCAUCGCCCAAGCUAAGGGAACGUAUUCCAGAGUCUAACUGGGACCUCCCCCCGAAAUCUCUAUCGAGUACACUGCUUUCAGAAGAGAGCAGCCAGAAUUGGCAUCCCAACAAGCUAUCUGAGAAUAUCAUGAAAUGUUUGAACUUUAUUUUUGUCAGGCUACUUAGAACAUCAAGAGCAAUGGAACUGGAGAAAUCAGGCCCUAUUACCAGGUUUAUGAGCACACCCUUAAGCUCAAGAAGCUUUAGGGUGGAAAGUACUCUAAAUCCAAAGUCAAGCCUUGGGUCACAGAAAGAAUCGAGGCAACAAGACCCCUAUGGUAUCUUCGACAUGGAAGAGUCUAUUCCAAGGGACAUUGGUCCUUACAAGAACCUGGUCAUAUUCGCAUCAAACUCUAUGGACCCCAAAUGCAUUUCAAGUUCUAUUCCUUUACUUAAAAAGCUAAGGGUGCUGAUGAGCAAUCUCCAGAAAGUGGACCUGAGAUCGUUGACUUACCAGCAAAAAUUAGCAUUCUGGAUCAACAUUUACAAUGCCUGCAUCAUGCAUGGAUAUCUCCAAUAUGGUGUGCCUAAUACCCCAGAAAAGUUUUUGACACUGAUGAACAAGGCAACUCUCAACGUUGGAGGCAACACAAUAAGUGCGCAAGCAAUGGAGCACUAUAUUCUGAGGAAACCAGCAUCUUCGAACAUGAAAGAGGCUUAUCAGAAGGAUGAUAAGGAUAAUCAAGAAGCCAUUGUCCGCAAACUUUAUGGACUCCAAUUGAUGGAUCCGAAUGUCACAUUUGCCCUGAGCUGCGGAACUCGGUCUUCUCCUGCAGUAAGUUUGGGUAUUAAUUUUGGAACUCUUUCUAUGGCAGAUGUACCUGAUCCAAAGAAACUCUUGAAUAAAUUUCCGUGGCAGGUGAGAAUAUACACGGCUGAUGGAGUUGCAGCUGAACUGGAGAAAUCAAAAUUAGAAUACUUGCAAGCUUCAAUUGCGGUGACCAACACAAAAAAGAUUGCACUCCCUGAGCUUCUGCUUCGAAACAUGUUUGAUUUUUCAGUUGAUAUGACCUCAUUGGUCCAGUGGGUUUGUCAGCAGUUACCCACAUCUGGUUCACUAAGGAAAUCAAUGGUGGACUGCUUCAGGAGCCACAAUAGUGGCAAGGUAUCCAUCACUGUGGAGAAAAUACCAUAUGACUUCGAAUUCCAAUAUCUGUUGGCAAUGUAAACAAGAUUGUUUUCCAAUUUUCCUUUGUUUGUCAUGAAAGAAAAUAUGAAAUUAAAUAAGAGAAAAUGAACAAACAGCUUAAAUAAUAAGAAAAAAGUGAAUCAAUUUCUUUACAUCUUCCCAUACUUGUAGAUCCAUUUUUCUCUUUAACAAAGCAAAUUCGCAGUAACAAUUUCUAAGAUUGACCUAAUUUGCAGUUACGUGCUGCCUACAGGACAAUUAUUCUGUUUUCCUAAUAUUAAAAUAUUGAGAUUUCAAUUUUCAACCCAACAAGCAAAUCAAAAUCUGUAUCUUCGUUUUCUCCCACUUCUGUCAAUAUCUAAGGCGAAUCAUUAACAAAGUCAUAAUGAAUCUUUUCGCACUCUAAAUUUAAAAAAAAAAUCAUUUUAAUUUGGAAAAAAAAUCCUUAUGCCAUUAGAAAAAGAGUAUGAACUAAAAAUAUGAGCCGCCAUAUACCCAACUCAUCUGGGUGCCAAGGAGACCGAAAUGCCUGUUGGAACUUUUACAUUUUCCAACCAAAUCCUCGACUCAAGAUAAAGUUUGGAUAUCUUCCCUGCCACGCGUCCCAUAUCAGGC